Seriola dumerili (greater amberjack) is the source of this 2297-nucleotide messenger RNA. It is a transcript of the gene pnpla4, whose product is annotated as patatin like phospholipase domain containing 4. Gene Ontology annotation, biological process: triglyceride catabolic process; lipid homeostasis. The transcript is spliced from 7 exons. NCBI's taxonomy places the organism in Eukaryota, Metazoa, Chordata, Actinopteri, Carangiformes, Carangidae. Gene Ontology annotation, molecular function: retinyl-palmitate esterase activity; triacylglycerol lipase activity. Bases 229 to 990 code for a protein of 253 amino acids. The record is from RefSeq and is a predicted model, not a curated record. Gene Ontology annotation, cellular component: cytoplasm; membrane; lipid droplet.
UCCGUGAAUGCUGCUCCGGUGUUGUUUUGCAACAAAAGCUUUGUAUUAAAUAAUACCAAACAGAAGUAUAGAUUGUUUUUAACCCGUCAUAAUGAAUUUCCGCCAAAGGUUUAGUGUGACAGCACUUCAAACACGGUCCGUCCUCUGCGCUUCCGCUUCAAUUUGGCUCGUUUAGCUAACGUUAGCUAGCUUUGUUUUUGAUAGCACCGCGGUACAGAGGUAUUGAGGAUGACAGUCCUGAAUCUGUCCUUUGCUGCCUGUGGUUUCAUGGGGAUCUACCACCUGGGUGCUGUGGGGGCCUUCCUCCGCCAGGGUGACAAGCUGCUGGGCUCCCUCAGGGCCUGCGCUGGAGCCUCUGCCGGGGCCCUUGUGGCUGCCAUAAUGAUCACGGCUCCUGACAAGUUGGAGCACUGUAAAGACUUCACCUACAGGUUCGCCGACAGUGUGAGACAACAGCAGUUUGGAGCAGUCACACCAGGAUACGACUUCAUGCUCACACUACGGGAGGGCAUCGAGGAGAUUCUGCCCACUGACGCUCACAGUCUGGCCACUGACCGUCUCCACGUCUCCAUAACACACUCCAAAAGUGGCAGGAACCAUGUAGUGUCCCGGUUUACGUCGAGGGAGGACCUCAUAAAGGCUCUGCUGGCUAGCAGCUUUGUUCCUGUCUAUGCUGGACUCAGACCAGUGGAGUUCAGGGGACAGACGUGGAUCGAUGGAGGGUUCACCGACAGCCUGCCAGUUCUGCCCGUGGGGCGAACCAUCACCGUGUCCCCCUUUGCUGGACUGCAGGACGUGUGUCCUGUCCACAGGGGGCGCUUCAGCACUCAGCUCAGACUGGCCAACAUGAACAUAAUGUUUUCCGUGGAGAACAUCAGGCGUCUGAACCACGCUCUGUUCCCUCCAUCCACCAGCAACCUGCAGGUUCUGUGUGAGGAAGGUUUCAGCGACGCCGUGAGGUUCCUGAGGAGAGAGGCCUGGAUCAGCUGAUGCUCAGACUCAUUCACAGAAACCUGAGAGUGGAUUUUAUGGAUUUGACUUGUUUUAUUUUCUGUGUGAUUCUGUUUUUUUCUAGAGUGUGACGUUGUAGAAAAAAUGUCAGAUAAGUGUUAUCGCACACACACUCUGGGUCUUCUCCUCUGUCAGUAGCUGAACAUGAUGAACAGCCUUCAUGUGAAGAACAGCAGCUACUGCCGCACUUCACAGGAAGUGGACAGCGGAAGCUCCAUGGAUGGAGCUCCAGGUUACUGUGUGCUUCCAGCGUCAGGAGACGUGAGCAGGUUCUCCAUCGGUUCUCAGCUGGUCAAACUGCUGUAUUGAUGCUCCACAGGCCUUUGGUUCAUUCAGUGUAGCAGGUGUAUGACCCCGUGACAGCUGCUGGGUCCUGUACUUCCCAGACAGACCAUGUCUUUGUUUCCCACAAGCUUUUUAACCGAUGAUGGAGAUGAACGUGUAGGAGGAACCAAAACCUGCAUGCUUUACUCAAGUUUUUAUUGUUUUUAUCCAUUUUCGAGUUUUAUCAUCAACAUUGACGUUUGUUUUCAAUGUUUAAAUUUGAAAUGCACCAAAAGAAGCAGGAUUUAUUUAGGAUUCAUGAGGAAGGAAAUGUAUUGAACGUGUUUUUAGAGCUCGAGGACAGACAGUGAGACACAGGUUUCAGUUGCAGUUUUGCGCAAAAUAGAAAACGAUCUUUAGAAGUCCACAAAACACAACCGCGAAUGUUUUUUUUUCCCAUUUGUGUGACUUUAUCUUUUUCUUUUCAUGACGACUUGAAUGUGAAAGUGAAAUAUUUCUUUGUGGAAUCUGACAAACCACCUCAUGUGAGUGCAUACAUUUUUUUUGCUGAUUUUAAUCGCGUAUUAAGCUGGUUAACGUUUGUUGACAAACAAAAUAGAUGCAACUUUUCAGAAAUUAUGUUAAAAUGUAUUCACUUUUAAAAAAAAAACUAAUUAAAGGUUAAAAGAAAACAAUCAAAAUAAUUUUAUAAACCCAAGAAAUGACUUUUAAUAGUGGGGGCCAUUUUAUUCCAAACGCUUAAUCAACGUAUUAUUUUCUUCAUUUCUUUUUCACUUCACCGUUUUUCUUUUCUAUCGUUGCAUCUACACUAAAAUGCCAUUUUUGACUUGAGUUUAAUGAUAAAGGACUUUAGUUCCUGAUGUUGAGUGUUUGUUGAUGAGUGGGGGUCACUUUGGUCAAACAUAUUAAUGAAUCUAUAUCUAAAUGUACAGUGGCAAGAAAAAGUAUGUGAACCUUUUGGAAUGUCAUGGUUUUCUGAAUAAAUUUGUCACAAAAUCUGA